Guillardia theta CCMP2712 is the source of this 1062-nucleotide messenger RNA. RefSeq lists its product as hypothetical. The transcript is spliced from 4 exons. The coding region runs from base 1 to 1062 and encodes 353 amino acids. The record is from RefSeq and is a predicted model, not a curated record. NCBI's taxonomy places the organism in Eukaryota, Cryptophyceae, Pyrenomonadales, Geminigeraceae.
AUGGUACUACAGUAUGAUGAGAGCGUUCGCAACCUGCUGUAUCGGAGAUCAUGCCAAUACACGCAGGGCGUGCGCUCUGGAGGCCACGUCGAAGAGGCCGCCGACCUCGUCGAGAUGAUAAAGAGCUUCGCGAAGCGAUAUCCUGGUAGUACGGCGAGACGCGACCUGUUUGAAGACUCUCUGAGCGAAUGGAGCUCAGAGUCGCGGGUUAAGGGUUUCGGGUUUAUGGGUUUAGGGUUUAGGCUGGUCAGCGUCGAGGUCGAGGAGGAUCGUGACACGCUCAGCUGGGAUGGGAGCCUGAUAGCUCUCUCCCUGGCGACCAAGGCAGAGUGCUCGACGCUUGAUGGACGACAUGCCCUUCUACUUGGAAGGGAUCCUGGAAGUCAAGCUCGAAGCGGUGGCCCUAGUUUUAAGCUCAACCCUCAGCAUGAGGAGGAGAGCAGCCCGAGCAGCGAGGAGCAAGCCCAAGAGCCCCAAGGGCAGCAGCAAGAGGCUGGAUGGCUGAAGCUCAGCGACAUCGACAGGAUCACCAUGGAAGCAGCGUCACCGUCAGGGCCAGUCGAUCAACAGACAUCAGAGGAGGAGCUGCUAGCUGGCAAGCCGAUCUCUCUGGAGCUAGACAAGAGUGUUGGCAAGCUGCAUGACACCUUCUGCUCGCCGGGCAACGUGGAGUUCAUGACGCUCGGAGCUUGGGCAGCCACGCCGACGCUGGGAUCGAAGCGAAACAUGUUGAAAGAAAAGCUCAGAGCGUACCUCGGCGAGCAGCGCUGGACACGGGUGCAAGGGAACAAGGCAGCGAGGAGGGGCAGCGCCUUCUCUCCAAGGGCAGCAGCGACUGAUGCACUCGAGCAGGAGGCCGAGAGCGAUGACAUCGAGAGUCGAUCUGUAAGCCUCUUGUUUCUUGCGAUCAGUAAAUUUGCUGAGCACCAUGGGUUGAGCUGCACGGGCAAGGUCGACAAGCAAGACCGACUGCGGCUGAUGAUGAGGGAGGAAGUCGACAUGGAGGCUGAGGAGGGCGAGGGCGUGGAGGAGGAGGCCGGCGCCGGCCUUUCUCGCGCUUGA